GAGGUUUGGGACAGGGGUAGUGUGGGACGUGGCGACUUUUUCAUUAAUUAUUAAAAUAAAUGAGAUUUAACCACUACACAAUCGUAGGCAACAAUAAGAUGUAUCUUGACUAAAAGAAUGGAUAUCCUCAGUUUUAUUGUUUUAAUUCUAUGAACACUUUCUUAAAAAUUGAUAAAAAUUGUAUAUUUUGACGUCUCAGUUUUCCUCUUUGUAUUUUAUAUCAGCGAUAUAUAAUCAAAACUUUUUUAUCUCAUUUGGUAGCAGUGCAAUCUGGGAACAUAUUUUUGUAAAGGUAGAAAAGAUUAUACACUCCAGUUUUUUAGUUAAAAGUUUUAAAAACCAAAAUUACACGCGGGGAUGUUUGGGACACCUGAAAGGGGAUGAAUGGGACGUGGAUUUUCGACAACAUUGUAGGUGGCGCGCGAAUCGUUGUACUGUCAAAAUCAAUGUGGCAAUUCACAUGGAGAGUAAUUUCGUUCGGCAAAAAGUGUGUCCAACAAGAUUUCAAGUGAUUAUUUUGGUGCCUAAACAUGCGCAAAUACAAGAAAAAGGGUGAGAGAAUGGCAGUGUCCGAGAUUGCUGUGAAAAAAGCAUUGGAGGAGGUGAUACAAGGAAUAAAAAGCAUCCGGGAAGCCGCCAAGACUCACGGUAUUACGAAAACAACUCUUGGGAGAAGGCUGAAGAAAUUGAGGGAGCAAACUAAGGAUAAGAAUACCCCUGAUGUUUUACUUCACUCAGGACUGAAGCUAUUGCCAUCCAUGAACACCAAGCAUUCCAGUCGCCAAAUAUUCACAGUUACAGAUGAAAAGCUGCUCACAGAAUACUUAAUAAAGUGUUCCAAAUUGUCUUAUGGCUUGACGAUGGAGCAACUCAGAAGGCUAGCUUUUGGAUACGCAAAACAUCUGGGGAGGUUUGUUCCUCAGACUUGGGAGGAGAAUAAAACAGCGGGAAGUGAAUGGGCUGCGGGCUUUUUAAAGAGGAACCGGACACUGUCUCUCCGGAAGCCUGAGAACACCAGUCUUGCACGUAAUAUCAAUUACAAUAAAGAACACAUGACACGCUUUUUUGACAAUCUGGAAGAAAUAAUGCAGCAAAAAAUGUUUCCUCCACACAAAAUUUGGAACCUCGAUGAAUCAGGACUGAGUACUGUCCUCCAAUCACCCAAGGUACUGGCACCAGCGGGUGUAAAGCAAAUCGGUCAAGCUGUAUCAAGUGAGAGGGGGCAGCAAGUAACAUUUGUGGGUAUUAUUAAUGCUGCUGGGCAAGUUGUACCCCCCAUAUACUUGUUUCCGCGGAAGAUACCUCGUGAAGAGUAUAUGGAGGGAAGUCCAGAGGGUUCAAUUGCGAUAUUUAACGGAAGUGGAUGGAUGGACGAGGAUGCCUUCCUCCAAACUCUUAUCCACGUUACGAAGCACACAUAUCCCACUAAGGAAAAUCCCAUCCUUCUUCUUCUGGAUAAUCACGCCUCCCAUUGCACAGUAAAAGCUAUAAACUUUUGGAGGGACAAUGGGAUCUACAUGUUGUCAUUUCCACCUUACACGACGCACAAACUUCAACCCUUAGAUAUAUCUGUCUUCGGGCCAUUGAAGUCGAAGUGCAAAGCAGUUUUCCACGAAUGGAUGUCUGAGCAUGCUAGUGCUAGUAGUGCUAGUGCUAGGAUAACGAUCCACAAUGUAGUUAGAGUCUCAGCAAAAGCAAUACCCAGCAGCUUCUCCGAGAAAAAUAUUAAGGCUGGGUUCGCAAAGGCCGGAAUAUACCCAUUGAAUAGAGAUCUUAUCCUCAAUGAAUUGGAAAAUUUAGAAAACAUUGCUCCAAUUUCUUCUGAAAAUCUUCCUCUUGUGCAAACUUUAAAAGUCGAGCAGGUGUCUCCAGAGACAAUGAAACCAUCAACGUCUUGGCAAUCAAUAUUUUCUUCUCCUGAAGAUAUUCGACCUUUGCCCAAUCCCGUUAAAAACCAUUCUGUCAAGAAAACUUCUCGAGCAAUAUCCUCUACACUUCUAACAAGUUCUCCAGAAAAGGCAAGGCGAGAGCUCAUCCAAAUAAAAAAGGAAAAGCAGGUACCAUGCAGUUGUCGCAAAAUCAAACAGGAAUCCGAAAAAGAGUCCAAAACUAAAAGUGUCAAAAGAACUGAGGAUUUUGAUGAUGAUUCCAAUGUUAAAUAUAAAAAAGCAAGGAAAGCUAGAAUGGCAAAUAAGAAGAAAACACAUUAAAUAAAUGACUGACAAAAACAUGACCCUCUCCUGUGCAAAUAAAGAUCGAUAUUAAUUAAUAAAUAUGAAGUAAAAGAUUAAACAUUUUAAUUUUUUUCAUUUUCUGUUAGAAAUAUUUUUAAUAUAGUAUUUGAAAUUAAAUAUCAUGCUCUAAUAAUGCUAAAUAUGUGAGAAAAAACGUGUCCCAAACAUCCCCUUUUGCGUCCCACACUGCCCCAGGUCGGGGAGGUUUGGGACAAAGCGUCAGGUUAAAUAUUUUAUCUUCUCCAAGAAAAUACAGUUGUUUUUCAAGUACCAUUGAACACUUUUUAUAAAGUCAAUACCCAUAGGUAUUAUAUACGCCGAAUAAAAUUUUAUUACACUGUCGUGGUUUUUUGGAAUACUUCCUCAAAGUCAAAACAUGAAAAAGUGUCCCAAACCUCCCCGGUCU
This is a messenger RNA of Phlebotomus papatasi, 2640 nucleotides long. RefSeq lists its product as uncharacterized. The transcript is spliced from 2 exons. Gene Ontology annotation, molecular function: DNA binding. The record is from RefSeq and is a predicted model, not a curated record. NCBI's taxonomy places the organism in Eukaryota, Metazoa, Arthropoda, Insecta, Diptera, Psychodidae. Gene Ontology annotation, cellular component: nucleus. Bases 531 to 2210 code for a protein of 559 amino acids.